AUGGAUACAGAAACCAACAAACAGAAGUGUCAAUCUGAUGAACCUCCCACAAGAUAUGGAUUCGAUUCCCUACCUAAAGAAAUUGUCCUUGACAUAGCUUCCAGGCUUCCAAUAACAUCUCUAGUCCAAUUCAAGUUUGUUCGCAAAUCAUUUUACAACUUGUCUCAUGAUCCUGAGCUUGUGAAUUUGCACCUGUCUCAUGCACUAAAGAACGAUCCUUGCAUUAUUUUUCAUGUGGAGGAUAAUCAGCUUUACUUUCUUGAACUUUCUGAUCUUGGUAUGGAAAAAGUUGUGAGUAAAAUCAGCACCCCUUUUUCAAACUUUGUGCCUGGAUUAAAUGUAGUGAUUGGUUCAUGUCAUGGGCUAUUGUGCACAUUUGAUUGUCUGUUUGGUGAUGCACUUUAUGUGUACAAUCCUUUUACAGGAGACUACAAGCAGCUGCCUUGCGAUAUCAGACCAUUUGAGGAAGAAUUUGUUCUAGGGUUUGGUUUUCAUCCUAUUACCAAAGAGUACAAGGUGAUCAAGAUCAUAUAUUAUGACAAUUUGUUUCAUGUUGACGGCCGUUCAUUUAAUGUUUCAAAAGUUGAAGUAUUUACUCUUGGUGGCAACAGUUGGAGAAGAAUUGAGAAAGUUGAUUACCUUAUUGAGUCAAAGUAUCAAGGAAUUAUGUUAAACGGGAAGAUGCAUUGGUUGACUCGAUUUGGAAAGUAUUAUGGACGUCGUGAUAGGCUUAUCGUUUCCUUUGAUUUUGCUGCUGAGGUAUUUUCUGUAGUUCCAAAGGUUGAUUUUGUUGCCAAGCCAAGAAUUCACAAGUUUCAUCUAGCAGUUCUUGGAGAUUGUCUUGCUGUUGCUCUAACUUUGCCUCGCCAAAAAGGUGGAGGAACAGAAAUUUGGGUAAUGAAAGAAUAUAAUGUGAAAGAGAUGGGUGAAGGAGUUCAUAAUUGGGGCUUGUACACCAACUCCAAAUAUUGGCACUGA
This is a messenger RNA of Nicotiana attenuata, 978 nucleotides long. Its product is annotated as F-box protein At3g07870-like. The record is from RefSeq and is a predicted model, not a curated record. The transcript has a single exon. Lineage: Eukaryota; Viridiplantae; Streptophyta; Magnoliopsida; Solanales; Solanaceae. Gene Ontology annotation, molecular function: protein binding. Bases 1 to 978 code for a protein of 325 amino acids.